Clupea harengus (Atlantic herring) is the source of this 2421-nucleotide messenger RNA. RefSeq lists its product as uncharacterized. NCBI's taxonomy places the organism in Eukaryota, Metazoa, Chordata, Actinopteri, Clupeiformes, Clupeidae. Gene Ontology annotation, cellular component: nucleus. Gene Ontology annotation, biological process: regulation of gene expression. The record is from RefSeq and is a predicted model, not a curated record.
GGAGAGUUACGGUAUUCGUCACGGUAACUAUCCGGAAGCGAAAGGGAUAGCCUGAACGGGGGAUUUGAUCUGUAGCCUUCAUGGAAUAAAAAGGCUUUGUUAUUCUUCAAAAAUGUCUAAUUGUACAGAUUUCAACUCGCAAAUCUCCGCAGUAAUGGAGGUUUUAGCAAAUGCUGCAGUAGUGGAAAUAUGUAAAGUUGUUAAUAAAGGCUAUGCUGUUUUGCGACUGGAAGUGACCAGAACCAAGAGAGAAAACGAAUCACUGAAAAGCAAAUUAAAAUCAAUAGAGCUUCUUCUUUCUCAAGACGUAGACAACGGGACAGGAGCGACUCCAAAAAAGAAUCGAGAGCAUACCAUAGAACAAACGUGUGACUUUACAGUUGGAACUAGACAGACGCCUCCUGGAGAGAAAGAAGGCUGUUCGUUUCAUGAUAACCUGAGCUCCGGGCAGUCUUGCAUUAUGCCUGCAAUGAGUUCACCAACACACUCUCAGGUUCCAGUUAUAAAAGAAGAGAUGAUUGAACAAAAUAUAAGAAGUCACGAGCAAGAAGAUGAACAUUACAGAAAUGACAAUACAUCUAAAGCCAGAAAAGGGGAAAGCUCAUCUUUGCGCAUAACAUCUGUUGACCUUCAGGAUCUCCUGAGCACAGAUAGUAGACAUCAAAGCUCUGAUCUGGAGACCCCUCUUCCGCCUGCUGACGAGAGAACCCUGUGUCAAAAUGAAAGACAGUACAGUCCAGAGAUUGAAAUAGCUCCUACCUCCAGCCAAAGUAGAGUCAUGUCAUCUCAAGAGAAUAGUUCCCUGUCUCCUCACACAGACCUUGAGCUGAUAUCCAAUGCAGUCCAGUCAAGUUCUUUUAACAGCACAUCGUCUCUGAAUUUCAUUGGAUGGAGGCCUGAAAUACACAUUGACUCAAGAUCAUUAAAAACAGAGGCAGGUGACUGUGCAUGGAGGGAGACAAGCUCUUUUGAUUCACAAACUAAAAGGUGUAAAGUGGGCAUGAUUGGGAUAGGCGAGCCCAGUGACCUGAAUUCGCUCAGUUUCAAGACUGGUGAAGACACUCAAAUGAGGCCUGAAUAUGUAGGCCUAGAUUUCAGUACAUUACCUGAUGUCAGUGAAAUAUUCAAUGCAAGGGUCAGCAAGAGCCACCCAACAUUGAGAAGGGAAUUUCAAUCGUUGCCAGGCUAUGAGGACAGUUUUGUUGACUUCGGAACCACGUCUCACCACAGACUGGGAGAUGCUUCCAGCUCUCCUGAUGAUACUGGGCCCCCACAACCUGGUCUGGAUGGGAGAUUGUUUGGCUGCAGUCAGUGUGGUAAACAGUUUUCUCAUCUCCAUCAGCUGAAGACACACCGAAGAGUUCACACUGGAGAAAAGCCUUACAGCUGCCCUCAGUGUGGAAAACGCUUCUCCCAGUCCAGCCACAUCAAAAGACACAUGACGGUUCAUACUGGGGAGAGACCAUUUGGCUGUGGGCUAUGUGGCAAGAGGUUCUCCCAGUCCUGCAGCCUGAAGGUUCAUCAGAGGGUGCACACCAACAUCAGACCAUUUAGUUGCACUCAGUGUGGUAAAAGUUUCUCAGUUCUGAGCAAUCUUGUAAGACACCAGACCAUACACAUAAGGAACAUAACUGAUCCUGGAACUCUAAAUAUUUGAUCGCUUUUAGUAGUUAUGGAUGAGCUUUAUAAUAAUAUUCAUUAUGUUGGAAUGAUGGUUAAUGCUGUUUCAAAUGCAUAUUAUUAAUGUUCCAGUAUGAUAUCAUGUGCAAUUGUUGUGUCUUCAGCUAUUUGAGGAAAUAUACAUCAUCACAUGGUGAAAGAUGAAGGUGAGCAUGUUUAAGUAAAUCAGUAACAGUGCUAUUGCUAUAUAUUUGCCCUCUAAUAACAUAGUUUGACCUCAGACAUUCCAGGUGAUUAUGAUGAUACAAAGAUAAACAAUUGUAACUGUAUUUAUAUAACUGUAAUUAUAUUUCAUGUUAAUGUGAUAAAAAAGUAAUAAUCCUUAGCCUAAUUUACUUAGACUACAGUGCAUUAUAUUCUGUCUUCGACAUACCAUAAAAUAUUCUACAUACUACCUUUACAUUUUGACUAUUUGUUAUAAAGUCCAUUAAGGCUACACUCAGGGUUAGGAUUCAUCCUCAACAUUUACUGUAGAGGAACAUUCAAUCAGAGAGCAUAAAGCACCUUAUUAGCACCUGCUAAUCUCAAAACAGGAGACUUCUUGACCAUGGAUGGUGACUGAAAGGGGGUGAAGGAUUCAAUAUUAGCACACAGUAAAAUGGGAUGAGAAGUACUUCUUUCUUUUUGUAUAGUAAUAUUGGGAGAAAAUGGGUUAGAUGAUGUGGUAAAUGCAUCAGAUUGUGUGUGUUAAGUCCAACCUGAAUACAUCAAAUGUAGUAUUAAUUACAAAGUUGUGUUUGA